Hibiscus syriacus is the source of this 4158-nucleotide messenger RNA. Its product is annotated as putative lysine-specific demethylase JMJ16. Gene Ontology annotation, molecular function: histone H3K4me/H3K4me2/H3K4me3 demethylase activity. The transcript has 13 exons. NCBI's taxonomy places the organism in Eukaryota, Viridiplantae, Streptophyta, Magnoliopsida, Malvales, Malvaceae. Gene Ontology annotation, biological process: chromatin remodeling. The coding region runs from base 127 to 3837 and encodes 1236 amino acids. The record is from RefSeq and is a predicted model, not a curated record. Gene Ontology annotation, cellular component: nucleus.
UUUAUUAGGCCAUUGCUAAAAACGGAAAAAGAUAAAUAUUCCUUUUAUAGCCGUUCAGUCAAAUUAGGUAUCCUGAAUUGGGCUUCUGAAUUGAUUCUCUAGUUUUUAAGCAGUAGAGAACUACAGAUGGGGACAGAACUUAUUAGAGUUUGUGCUAAAGAAGAGACUGAUGAUAUUCUGCCAGUUCCACCAGGCUUUGAGUCUCGUGUAUCGUUUACCUUAAAGAGUGGAGAACUGGACAGUAGGAAACAUGAGGGUGCUAAUGUGAUUUGUUGCUCAGCCUCUGCUAGUACCUCUGAUGCCAGUCCAGUUCAGAAGGAAACCAGGUUGGCCAAUGAUGAAAGUACAAAGGUUACAAGGACUAUGAGGCGCAGACCUUGGAUAAACUAUGGUGGAUAUGAUAACAAUUCAGGCAACGAUGCUGAUCAUGGAGAGCUUGAUCAAAAUCUAAGAUUGAGACUUAAUCUUCCUAAAGGUGUUAUCCGUGGCUGUUCAGACUGUAAUGAUUGCCAAAAGGUAACUGCAAGGUGGCGUCCAGAAGAGGCAUGUAGGCCAAAUCUUGAGGAUGUACCUGUGUUCUACCCAACAGAAGAGGAGUUUGAAGAUACUUUGAAGUAUAUAGCAAGUAUACGACCAAGAGCAGAACAAUAUGGAAUUUGCCGCAUUGUUCCUCCAUCUUCUUGGAAGCCUCCUUGUCCUCUUAAAGAAAAGAAUAUGUGGGAGAAUUCUAGAUUUGCUACUCGUGUGCAGAGGGUUGAUAAGCUUCAGAAUCGCAAUUCGAUGAGAAAAAUGUCAAAAGUUAAAAGGAGAAGAUGCAUGAGAAUGGUUGUAGAUUGUGGGUCAGGUAGUGGAAAUAUCUCUGGGUCCGCUGAUGGUGUAUUUUGUGAAGUGGAGGAGUUUGGUUUUGAAGCUGGCCCUGGGUUUACUCUGGAUAAAUUUCAAAAGUAUGCAGAUGAUUUCAAGGCCCUGUACUUCAUGCAGAAGGAAAAUGAUGUAAAUAUAGAAGGUAAAAUAAGCAUUCUUCCAGAUCACCACGAGCCUUCAGUUCAGAAUAUUGAGGGUGAAUACUGGCGGAUAGUGGAGAAAGCGACUGAGGAAAUAGAGGUCUUAUAUGGGGCUGAUCUGGAAACUGCGGCUUUUGGCAGUGGGUUUCCUAAGAAGCUAAAUCAAGAUGGACUUGCCUCCGAAGAAAAAUACAUAAAAUCAGGCUGGAACUUAAAUAACUUUCCCAGACUUUCUGGAUCUGUCCUCUCUUAUGAAAGCAGUGACAUUUCUGGUGUUCUAGUUCCUUGGUUGUAUGUAGGAAUGUGCUUUUCCUCCUUUUGUUGGCAUGUUGAAGACCACCACCUAUACUCACUGAAUUACAUGCAUUUGGGUGCUCCAAAAAUUUGGUAUGGUGUCCCAGGAAAGGAUGCUUCUAAACUGGAGGCUGCUAUGAGAAAGCAUUUGCCUGACCUUUUUGACGAACAACCUGACUUGCUCCACAAACUGGUCACUCAGUUGUCCCCUUCCAUACUAAACUCUGAAGGAGUACCAGUCUAUCGAUGUGUUCAGAAUGCUGGAGAGUUUGUUCUGACUUUUCCUAGAGCAUAUCAUGCAGGUUUCAACUUAGGUUUCAAUUGUGCGGAGGCAGUAAAUGUAGCUCCCAUUGAUUGGUUGCCCCAUGGACAGAUUGCUAUUGAGCUAUACCGUGAACAGAGAAGAAAAACCUCCAUCUCACAUGACAAACUAUUGCUUGGAGCAGCAAGGGAAGCAAUCAAAGCUCAAUCGGAACUCAAUUUACUUAAAAAGUAUACUUCUGAUAACUUGAGAUGGAAAGAUGUGUGCGGAAAGGAUGGAGUCUUAGCUAAAACUCUCAAGGCACGUGUCGAGAUGGAACUCCUAACAAGGGAAUUGCUUUGCAGUUCCUCUCAGGCUGUGAAAAUGGACAACAAGUUUGAUGCUACGAGUGAGAGAGAAUGCAGUAUAUGUUUUUUUGAUUUGCAUCUUUCUGCAGCAGGUUGUCAUUGUUCUCCUGAUAGAUAUGCCUGUCUCAAUCAUGCAAAGCAACUCUGCUCAUGUGCUAGGGGUGCCAAAGUUUUCCUCUUUCGCUACGACAUAAAUGAAUUAAAUAUCCUUGUUGAGGCAUUGGAAGGAAAACUAAGUGCAAUCUAUAGGUGGGCAAGACUAGACCUUGGACUGGCUCUGAGUUCUUAUGUCUCCAAAGAAAAUAUAAUGGGUGGUAGAAUAUCACAUGCCCUGGAAGUAAUACCUAAAGAGAUUCGGUCAAAACCAUUGGCAAGUUCCUUCAAAGAUUUGCCAGGAGGAAUGCUGAAAGAGGAGCCCUUAAUUUUAGCUCUGAUGUCUAAUCAGAUUCCAUUGCUGCAAAGAAAUAAUCUAUCAGAGGCUGCAUUACUACCAAAUGAUCCAAAACUCAAGUUUAAGAAAGAGGAUUUGGUUCUUUGUGCUUCAAACUUAAGCAUGACAGGUUUCCAAACUGCCGUGGAAAGUAGAGUGAAAAAACCUGCAGCUCCAGUAGAUGGUAAUGUUAUUAUUCUUAGUGAUGAUGAAGAUGAUGAACCAAAGAAACCAGUUUUAGAAAGAACAAAAGAACAACCUGCCGCUAAGCAGUCAGAAGUCCCAACGAGAUCUGUUGAAAAAAUGAGCCCAUAUUCAUACAAGAAUGAGCUUAUCUUAACUACCCCUCAAAUUGAUACUGCUGUUAUGAAUCAGAGGGAUGCCAGUUCCCCUGUUUUACAAAGGAAUAGUUCAUCUCAAUAUUGUCAAGGGAAAGAUGAGCAUACGGGAAAAGGCAUCGCGUCACUAGGAUCUAAUAACCCGAAUAUUUAUUGUUCUUUAGACUCUGGCGCUGCAGAGUCUGGUGGGAUUGUUCAGAAUUCUUCUAAUACUACGGAGAUGGAUGAUAGCAAGAAAAAUCCGGUGACUGUUGAAAGCAACCAUCAGAAACUGCUGCCGUUGGGCAGUGAAAAAGCUAUUAAGGAAAAACAUGAGAAUAUAGGAGCCAUUGUCUCAAAUUCAGUUGACAAUGCAAGAAGUAAUGUAGGAGGGCCAUCUUGCUCACAAAAUAUUCUGGGUAGAAAUUUUCGGCAGAAAGGCCCUCGAAUUGCCAAGGUAGUGCGUAGAAUCAACUGUAAUGUUGAGCCUCUGAAAUUCGGAGUUGUUCUCUGUGGGAAGCUAUGGUGUAACAGCCAGGCCAUUUUCCCUAAAGGAUUUAAGAGUCGCGUUAGGUAUAUAAGUGUUCUGGAUCCAACAAAUAUGGCAUACUAUGUCUCAGAAAUUCUGGAUGCAGGGAGGGAUGGACCUCUGUUCAUGGUUUCUAUGGAGAAUUUUUCCUCUGAAGUAUUCAUUCAUGUUUCGGCUUCCAGAUGCUGGGAGAUGGUGAGGGAGAAAGUGAAUCAUGAGCUCACGAAGCAGCAUAGAGUGGGAAGGACCAACCUCCCACCAUUGCAGCCUCCUGGAAGCCUUGAUGGCUUAGAGAUGUUUGGUUUUUCUUCACCAGAAAUUGUUCAGGCAAUUGAGGCAAUAGACCUAAAUCGAGUUUGCACGGAGUAUUGGGAUUCUCGUCCUUACUCACGGCCUCGAGUGCAGAUUUUACAACAUUUUCAGCCCCGUGGUAAUGGUGAGAACUUGGAGAGAAUAGCCGGGGAACAAAAUGCAGAAGCUGUUGGGAAAAACUGCUUGCUUGGUGGAGUUGACACUCUACUCAGAGACCUAUUCAAGAAGGCCAACUCUGAAGAACUACUUUCACUUUGUAGUAUUUUAAGUGACAAAAGACCACCAAUGGAUGUGGACCUGAUGGUUCAACUCCUGAACGAAGAGAUUCAAAGUCGUCGUUGAUGAUCAAAAUUCUUCGGUCAUGCAGAUAUGAGAUCAAGUCCGGUAUAACCCAUUUCCCCUCUUGUUUUUUGGUUUCUGUAAAUAUCCACAUCCUGCUUUCAAGCACUGCAUACACAUCUUUCAUUCUUUAGAGCCAAAGAAGAUUGAUAACCAUACUUUAGUUAGUUUCCUGUUUUACACCGAUCCAUACUCAACGUCGUCAAUACAAUGUCAUGUAAACAAAGCUCAUGCUAACUGAAUAUUUGAUAUUGGUGAGAAACCUUUUUAACUUUAUAAGAUUUAUUUAUUUAUUUUCUAUUGUAGGCUGCUGCAUUUACUCCU